AAAGUCUGAAAUGGAAGCUUCUUUACUCCUGCAUCUCCUCUCUGUCUGAGUCAUAUUUUUCUUCUUUUUUGUGUUUUCUUUUGACUUUCCAUUGGCGUGAAUCUCCACCCUCAGAAUAUUACCAAGCUUCGAUCUUUACUUAUAAUUCCUCGAGGAAUUAAAUUCUUUAUUGAACAAUUUGUUUGCUGAUCAUUUCUCUUUUCUGGAUUCAUCGUUCUAAAUAACUAUUUCCUAUCAGCCAAGAUGCGUGCAACAUCACUUCUUGCACAAUGCUUGCCUGGUUUGGUGCCCCAUGACCGAGGAAGCGAAAGCAUGUCCUUUGUAUCAGAUAAAGAUGUGCAUCUCUCGUCUCCAGCUGUCGAGAUUAUCCCCUCAAAGACGGCUCACCCUUAUAAGUAUGCUGGGGAAUAUGUAGACCUUCAGGGGCUCAAUGUGUUCAAGGGAAGAAUUAGUGUCCUUGACAUUGUUGGUUUCACUGGUUCCGAAUUGAUAUCCUCGAAACCCGAUGGGUUCCUGAAAUCUUGGGACAGCUCCAUCGAUCUUGUUAACGUCCUUAAGCAUGAGAUUCGUGAUGGACAAUUGAGCUUUAGAGGGAAAAGGGUGCUUGAGUUGGCUUGUGGCUACGGACUUCCCGGGAUUUUUGCUUGUCUGAAGGGUGCUUGCACAGUGCACUUUCAAGACCUUAGUGCGGAGACUAUUCGAUGCUCUUCCAUACCUAAUGUUCUUGCAAACCUUGAGCAAGCCCGGGACAGGCAAAGCCGACAGCCGGAGAGUCCUUUGACUCCAUCCAGACAAACUAUUGCCCCAGCAGUGCACUUCUAUGCGGGGGACUGGGAAGAACUUCCCUCUGUAUUAUCUGUUGUUCGGAAUGAUGUGUCCGAACUGACUACUAGAUUGAGCUUUAGCUUCUCCGAGGAGGAUUUCUUGGAUGGAUGCAGUAGCCAAGAUGGUAGCAUCAUGGCACAAGAAAUUUCCUCGAGGAGAUCGAGAAGGCUUUCAAGAAGUCAGGCAUGGGAAAGAGCUAGUGAGACGGAUCAGGGAGAAGGUGGUUAUGAUGUGAUUUUGAUGACUGAAAUUCCGUACCCGGUGUCUUCAUUGAAGAAUUUAUAUGCACUGAUUAAGAAGUGCCUGAGGCCUCCAUACGGAGUGGUCUACUUGGCAACAAAGAAGAACUACGUCGGCUACAACAGCACAGCGAGGCACCUAAGAAGUCUAGUCGAUGAAGAAGGCAUUUUCAGAGCACAUUUGAUCAAAGAGGUGACUGACAGAGAUAUUUGGAAGUUUUUUCUCAAGUGAUUGAACAAAGUUGCUGAGCUACGCAAAGAACAAAAAUGGCUGCUAAAGUGAUUGCAAACGUUGUGUUUUAGUUCUUUGGCAUUGCUGUUAGCAAUAUAUAUACCAUAAAUUGUUUCAAUUCUUUUAAUAGUGAAAAUCAAAUUUUGGAUAUUCGAGAAGCAUUAGUGCAGGCUAAUUUUGCUACUUGUAAUUCUUUCAAUAGUAAUCAAUUCUUUCGGCA
This is a messenger RNA of Hibiscus syriacus, 1516 nucleotides long. RefSeq lists its product as uncharacterized. The transcript is spliced from 8 exons. The record is from RefSeq and is a predicted model, not a curated record. Lineage: Eukaryota; Viridiplantae; Streptophyta; Magnoliopsida; Malvales; Malvaceae. Bases 244 to 1296 code for a protein of 350 amino acids.